Molecule: messenger RNA, 874 nt
Organism: Cygnus atratus (black swan)
Lineage: Eukaryota; Metazoa; Chordata; Aves; Anseriformes; Anatidae
Gene: NABP2
Product: nucleic acid binding protein 2
Exons: 7
Coding region: 57-668 (203 amino acids)
Biological process (GO): double-strand break repair via homologous recombination; mitotic cell cycle checkpoint signaling; response to ionizing radiation
Cellular component (GO): SOSS complex
Molecular function (GO): DNA binding
Source: RefSeq, a predicted model, not a curated record
GUCACUUCCGGGAAUGCCCGCGGCGGCGGCGCUCGGGCAGGGCCCCCGCCGGCACCAUGAGCGCCGAGACGUUCGUGAAGGACAUCAAGCCGGGGCUGAAGAACCUCAACCUCAUCUUCAUCGUGCUGGAGACAGGCCGGGUGACGAAGACGAAGGACGGGCACGAGGUGCGGACGUGUAAGGUGGCCGACAAGACGGGCAGCAUCAACAUCUCGGUGUGGGACGACGUGGGAAACCUCAUCCAGCCCGGGGACAUCAUCCGCCUCACCAAGGGCUACGCCUCGGUCUUCAAGGGCUGCCUGACGCUGUACACGGGGCGCGGCGGCGACCUGCAGAAGAUCGGCGAGUUCUGCAUGGUGUACUCCGAGGUGCCCAACUUCAGCGAGCCCAACCCCGAGUACGUGGCGCAGCAGUCGCAGAGCAAAGGCACCCAGAACGAGAGCGCGAGCCCGGCCGCCGCGCAGAGCAGCCAGGGCCCCCCCGCCGCACCCCCAGCCCCCGACAGCCAGAACGGGAACGGGCUGAGCCCGGGGGGCCCCGCGCACCCCCCCAGCGCCCCCGCGCACCCCCCCAGCGGCCGCAUCACCCGCAGCCAGCCCGGGCACCCCGGCCCCGCCGCCGGCCCCGUCAGCAACGGCAAAGAGACGCGGAGGAGCAGCAAGAGAUAACGGGCCCGGACCCCCGCCACCACCCACCCUCCGCCCCCGCGGGCCCUGUCGGGGGUCCCGGCCCCCCCCCCCGGGGCUCCUGGCCUCGAGCAGCCGCUGGGGCGAGGACGGGGCCGCCCCCGCUCACCCGGGGGACCCCUGCCCCGUGCCGGCCGCACGCGGGGUCCCGGGCACGAGGGGCUGAGCCGCUCGGCUCCUGCCCGCGG